Limanda limanda (common dab) is the source of this 813-nucleotide messenger RNA. RefSeq names its product fibroblast growth factor 23 (gene fgf23). The record is from RefSeq and is a predicted model, not a curated record. Bases 1 to 813 code for a protein of 270 amino acids. Gene Ontology annotation, cellular component: cytoplasm. Gene Ontology annotation, molecular function: growth factor activity; type 1 fibroblast growth factor receptor binding. NCBI's taxonomy places the organism in Eukaryota, Metazoa, Chordata, Actinopteri, Pleuronectiformes, Pleuronectidae. The transcript is spliced from 3 exons. Gene Ontology annotation, biological process: positive regulation of protein phosphorylation; positive regulation of gene expression; regulation of cell migration.
AUGGACGUCAACAGGAGACUGGGGAUGAGGGACACUCUGCUGGCCUUCCUUCUCGCCGUCUUCCAGGGGUUUCCUCUCGGGGACACAGCCCCAAAUCCGUCCCCGCUGGUUGGGUCCAACUGGGGGAACCCAAGGAGAUACAUCCACCUGCAGACUUCCACGGAUCUCAACAACUUCUACUUGGAGAUCCGAUUGGAUGGCACAGUGCACAAAACGACCCGCAGGAGCUCGUUCAGUGUUCUUUUACUGAAAGCUGAAACGAGGGAGCGCGUCGCCAUCCUCGGCAUCAAAAGCAGCCGGUACCUGUGCAUGGAUUUGGUUGGGAACCCGUUCAGCUCUCCCACCUGCCUGAAAGACGAUUGCCUCUUCAACCACAAGCUUCUGGAGAACAACCGGGACGUGUACUACUCAGUCCGGACCGGCAUCCUCUUCAACCUGGAGGGCUCCCGGCAGGUGUACGCUGCGGGUCAGAACCUGCCCCAGACCUCCCUCUUCCUGCCCAAGAAGAACACGGUGUCGCUGGAGCGCCUCCUGCUGCACCGGGAGAAGAGGAACCAGCUGGUGGAUCCCUUCGACCCGUACAACGUCUACAUGGGUCAGACCGAGGGGGGCUCCGACUCCCGGGCCGUGCCGGAGGACGACGCUGACCUGGAGGUGGAGGUCGAGGUGGAGGUGGAGGUGGAGGCCGGGGACGCAGGGGACGACGGGCGCAACGUGUCCCGGGAGACGCCGCUGGAUCCAUCCGCCCACGACCCUUGGAAGGUGCACUCGUCCAACCCCGCGAGCCCCCGGAGCACCGGCACCAUGGGUUGA